AUGAAGUUCUCCCACAGCCUGCAGUUCAACGCGGUGCCGGACUGGAGCAACCACUACGUCGCCUACAGCAACCUGAAGAAGCAGAUCUACAGUCUUGAAACACAAAUCAACCAGAAAAACACUGCGGCCACUGAUGCCGAGUCGUCGCCGCUGCUGAACGGCGCCGCAGAUGACCCAGACAAGGCCUUCACCAAUCUGCUCGAUGCUGAGCUGGAGAAGGUCACUUCCUUCUACCAGCUGAAGGAGGCCGAGAUCUACGGAGAGCUGGAUGCUCUGAUCAACGAUGAGGCAGGCUAUGAGCGUGGCCAAGAAGAACUCGACCAAGAGCAGCAGAAUGCGCCGCCCGGGAAGCAGACACGCAGCACUAGCGUGUUCAAGCAGAUUGGCUUCAACCGACCGCGCGCAACGAGCACAGUGAGCGGGCGAUCAACCGGCGACGGACACGACGAUGACGACGACGACGACUCAGACGUCGACGCAAACGAGACGUCAAGGCUGCGGCAGAAAAGCCCUGACGGCCAGCGUCGGCGACGACGCACAACAGACGAGAACAACAAUUCUGAUGGUCUCUCCUCGAAGCGCAGAACAAGCGUGGCCUUUGAUGACUACAAUGACAUGGCAUUUUCCGCACUAUACGACGAGGGUGUAUCCUUGAAGAAGCGCACCGUCAGCGUAUACGUCUCUCUCUGCGAACUGCGGUCGUUCAUCCAACUGAACAAGACCGGUUUCGAGAAGGUCUUGAAGAAGUUCGACAAGAUUCUGGACCGCAAGCUCAAGAGCCAGUACCUCAACCAAUACGUUUACCCCGCAUACCCGUUCCAGCAGAGCACAAUGGACAAGUUGACGCAGAAGUUGGAGCACGUUGAGCACGCCUACUCGCAGAUCUGCACCAAGGGCAAUGUUGCAGAGGCGAAACGCGAGCUGAGGCUGCACCUGCGAGAACAUGUAGUAUGGGAGCGCAACACAGUCUGGAGGGAGAUGAUCGGCAUCGAGAGGAAAGCACAAGCUGCGAACAUUGGCAUCACACAGACUCUGCUCGGCCGCGACGUCAAUGCAGGGCGAGUACGACGCCAGGGAGAUGAGAACGCCUCUGAGAUCAAAGAGGUGGUCACGCCUAUAGGGAGAUACAGGUGCCCCCAAUGGCUCAUCAGCAAGACAUUCUGGACCCUGGUGGCAUGUAUAGCAGUGUUUGUCGUAUUGUUGGUGGUUCCCAUCAUGGAGAAGCCAGAGCAGCAGAACUGCUUAGCUAUGGUCAUCUUCGUCAGCGCGUUGUGGGCAACUGAGGCUAUUCCACUCUUCGUCACAUCACUCCUCGUACCGUUCCUGGCAGUAACCCUCGACGUUGUACGGAGCGAUGUUGAACCGCACAAACGACUGGGCUCCAAGGCGGCAGCUGGCUACGUGUUUGCGGCCAUGUGGACACCAGUCAUCAUGCUCCUUCUUGGAGGAUUCACAAUCGCAGCCGCCCUCUCAAAGUACAACAUUGCAAAGAUGAUGGCUACCUUUGUUCUGAGUAAGGCCGGGACAAAGCCAAGGACGGUUCUCCUCACGAACAUGUUCGUCGCCAUGUUCGCUAGCAUGUGGAUCAGCAAUGUCGCCGCACCUGUACUGUGCUUUUCCAUUAUCCAGCCUAUUCUUCGCAACCUUCCAGCCGACUCCAACAUGACAAAGGCACUGCUCCUCGGUAUUGCCCUAGCAUCCAACAUUGGUGGCGCUGCAUCCCCGAUUGCCUCACCGCAGAACCUCAUCGCGCUUCAGAACAUGAACCCUGAACCGUCAUGGGGCCUCUGGUUCUUUGUCGCGUUGCCUGUGUGCAUCAUUUCCAUCCUUCUGAUCUGGGGUCUGCUCGUUCUUACCUUCCAGCCAGGCAAAGGCACUACAAUCGUACCUAUCCGACCCAUGAAGGACAAAUUUACAGGCGUUCAGUGGUUUAUCAGCAUCGUCACGGUCGUAACCAUCAUUCUUUGGUGUGUAAGCCAUCAGCUGGAGGAAAUUUUUGGCGACAUGGGCGUUGUGGCCAUCAUACCACUUGUGCUGUUCUUUGGCACUGGCAUACUUACAAAGGAGGACUUCAACAACUUCUUGUGGACCAUCAUCAUCCUCGCUGCCGGUGGUUUGGCGCUCGGCAAAUCCGUCAACUCGUCCGGUCUGUUGCACACUAUUGCCGAGUCCAUCACCAGCAGCGUCGAAGGCAUGAGCCUGUAUGGAGUACUCGUUGUCUUCUGCGGUCUGAUCCUGGUCAUCGCGACUUUCAUCAGUCACACUGUCGCGGCGCUCAUUGUGCUCCCGCUUGUGCAGCAGGUUGGCCAGAGCAUGUCGGAGCCGCACCCCAACCUUCUCGUCAUGGGCGCCGUCCUCAUGGCAAGUGGGGCUAUGGGUCUACCUACGAGCGGCUUCCCGAAUAUGACUGCCAUCAUGAUGGAGGACCAGCGGACUGGACAACGCUACCUCGAGGUCAAGCACUUUCUCACCCGUGGUGUUCCUGCCUCAAUUGUUACCUUUGUUGUUAUCAUCACUGUAGGCUACGGGCUCAUGCUCGCGGCAGGCUUUUAA
Messenger RNA from Ascochyta rabiei, 2553 nucleotides. Its product is annotated as low-affinity phosphate transporter. Bases 1 to 2553 code for a protein of 850 amino acids. NCBI's taxonomy places the organism in Eukaryota, Fungi, Ascomycota, Dothideomycetes, Pleosporales, Didymellaceae. The transcript is spliced from 5 exons. Gene Ontology annotation, molecular function: phosphate transmembrane transporter activity. The record is from RefSeq and is a predicted model, not a curated record. Gene Ontology annotation, biological process: phosphate ion transport; monoatomic anion transmembrane transport; polyphosphate metabolic process. Gene Ontology annotation, cellular component: membrane.